Messenger RNA from Porites lobata, 7933 nucleotides. The record is from the annotation of a GenBank genome assembly. Lineage: Eukaryota; Metazoa; Cnidaria; Anthozoa; Scleractinia; Poritidae.
AUGGCUGACUCCGAUGACGAGCGAAGAAAGGUAAACUGUGUUGGAUUUGCAGGUUUUUAAUCUCUUUUUAAAGUCUUAGAAGCACUUUUUACUGGCUCCAGUUAUUAUUAUGUCGUUUUGAAGCACUUUAAUUAAGAAACAGUGAUCUGAACGUUCAAUAAUGUUGUCUUAUGUUGGACAAUUUUUUUGCGAGGUAUCGGGUUUCGUUGUCCUUGGAUACAAGGAAUUAUUGUCGCGUAUACACUCCUUUUGCAGUCCAGUUCAUAUUUUGAAGUAUUAGUGUAGUAAUUUAAACACCUUUUGAGUGAAGGAAAGGUACCAUCUUAAAAAAAAAAUCGAUAAUUUUUCUUCCUUUGCAAAAAUACCAACGUUAAGUACAUGUUGAUUGACUAGAUCACGUUGGCGCUUUUGCGGUAAUUCAAAAUUUAAAGGACAGGUGCAUUGAAUAACUUGCUUAAUGCUUUAUCGUUUGCACCGAAUUCUGGAACAAAAGUCUAAGAUUAAUUACCAAGUAGAAAUGAGAUAGACCGAGUAGAGACAAAACAUUUAACGAAAAGUGAUAUGAGAACUUCCCAUUUUUCCAGAUCAAUUCCUUCUGUGAAAACACAUUUACGUAAUUUACAGGUUUUAAAUCAGUACCUUUGUGAUUUUCUCUGUUGUGAAGAGAGGUUUCAGGUAGAAAAAAUGAGAAAAAAUGAAUUGCAAGACUGUCCGUGUUGUUAACAUUGCUGUGUACUUAAAAGUGAAAUUUAUGGAAAUAUCCCAAUUAAACAGUUGUAAAAUCAGCAUGACCCUGUCCCAUGUUUAUGGCCCUUUCCGUUUUGCUUGACCAACUGUUCAAUGUGAGCAACAAACACACACAAAGUUGUUUUAAAGUUUUGUUUGGGUUACACUUCAGAAUAGCUGGCCACUGAAAUAUUCCUCAACAAAUCCUGCUAUAACAGUCCACAGUCACGAACAGUGGAUCAGUUCUGCUACCACAGUAGCACUUGUAAUCAUCACUUGUCUAAUUCACAAUCAGAGACUGUACACUGUAGUAGCAGGUGAUUUCAAAACUUAAAAAGUAACUUAAGCCCAGGACGGGACCAUGGACCAGGGUUUUUCGGUAAAGCACCUAAGUUGCUCGGUAUUCUCAAGUUGCUUCUUUAUGAUACUACAUUGAGUGAUGAAUUUUUUCUCUCUAGCUUGUUGUUAACCAACCCUAUGAUGAAGCUCUUGAAGUAAACGACGAAGAGGACGUUGCCAGCACAUUUACCCCUAGUCCAAGACCUCCUGGACCUAAAACCGUUGGAGGUUACAAUCCAGGUAGAAGGAUGGUGUACUUGUAGGAUGUUGCUUCGCUGUUAAAAGAACUUUGCUUACUGAUACUUUGUCCUGACCUUUUUCUUGUUAACUUUUUUGGAUGUUUUAGUUUAUAAUAUGAUUGCUUGCAUUAAAUAUUAUCAUUUUUUUAAUGUGUGGCACCUGUAUAAGUACAUAAUUUUGAUUAAAAAUUUUUGCAUGUUUAUAGCGAUUGGAUCCAUCUCCAUGAAUGACCAAAGUGACGAUGAGUUUGAUCAUGACGACUUAGUAGAAAGCAAGGUUAGUAUAAUCUGGCGUCAGGGUAAAAAUCCCAUGCUGCCUCAUUCCAUUUUUCCUAUAUCCCUGGACUGUGGUACGUGUGGGAUACUAUUCAGCUUUAUUUCAGCCUCUUGUUGUCCGCAUGGGGUAAAGUAUUAAAUUAUGUUGGAAUGAUGUAGUACCGGUAGUAAAUUUUGUUUUUCUGUACAUGAGCCUUAGGCUUUCCUAAAACUCUAGCAAGCGUGACUCGUAUGAACACUUUACAAACCUGUCCAUCAGUACAAGACAUGAACAUAAUGUUUAUUGCAUGUAUUCACACAUUAUCUUCCUUUACACUUGUAUCUGUAGGAUGCCCCUGGAGGUUAUGCCCGGCCACAAGAACCAGGGGGCAAAGAACGACCUGGGAGACCAACUGGCCAAGAAGUGCUGAGCAAACAAACGAAUGAUGAUGAUGACGAUGAUGAAGGAGAUGAUCAGAGUGACAGCACAGAGGAUGACGAUGAUGAUGAAGAUACCCAUGGAACUGCUCUAGAGGGGUACAGCAUUUUUUAGUGAAUCAGUCUACCACCAUUUUAUGAUCUUGAUUAUUUCUAACAUACAUACAAGCUUCUCUUAGCAGACACCCACGCGGACACCUUCCCAUUUGUUCACAAAGACGCAAAGCCCUACACAAUUUUUACCUCUAGUUAACUGACACCUCUGUAAUGCAGACACCUAACACUUUACUGUUAUUACAGGAAGGAUUGAUUGUGUGGUUAAUUGCAACCAGUACAGGUUUCUAUACAUGAAAUUCAUUGUUUUAUUCUUUCAGGGCCUAUGAUCCAGCUGAUUAUGAACACCUUCAUGUCAGCCAAGAAAUUAAAGAGCUUUUCCAGUACAUUACGAGGUACGUAGUUAUUAAUUUUUCUUUGAAGGCUCAACAGUAGGAAGCAGGGUCCCUGAAAACAGUGGAAAAGUUAACUGGAACCUCCCUUGACAUAAUUAUACAGAGGAGGCUCUUGCAAUAGUUCUUUGCUGUUCCAGUGAUUUCUAUGUGGAUGAUAAUAAUAUUUGCAUCAUCUUUGUUCUUGUAUAACUCCUAAGGUAUACACCUCAAACAAUUGAUUUGGAGCACAAGCUAAAGCCAUUUAAUCCAGAUUUUAUUCCUGCAGUCGGAGAUAUUGAUGCAUUCUUGAAGGUAUUAGUUAUUUUCAUAUGGUAGAAUUGAAGAAGUUAAAAUCUAAUUUUUUUAGUGUUUACAUACAUGUAGUACAUUAAAAAGAUAUUAUCAUUAUUGUUAAUUAUUAUUAUUAUUAUCAUUAUUUUUAUAAACUCAAAUGUUUUUUCUUAUUAAUUUUUUUGUAUAGCUCUUUGAACUGAAUCUGUGAAUCGGCUCACUUACCAUGUUUCAGCUAAUUUUCGUGGGGACAUUGAUUGACCAAUUAUUUUGUUAUCAUUGCCUAACCUUCAUUCAUCAGUUGAUACAAGAUCCCAUUUGGAAAAUACCACACUCAGAAACCCUACAUUGAAUUUUCCCACAAAAAUGAGAUACCAAUGAUAUAUCCUCCAUCUUAACAUCAGCACUGCACUGAUGAGGCCCAGAAGGCCAAAACAGUACUGUCUGUAGUUAGUUAUAUUAUAUAAAGUAUAUAUCUUAUGAUGGUGUUUUGCUCACUUUGUCAGGUAACUCGUCCAGAUGGUAAACCUGAGACGUUAGGAUUGGUUGUACUGGAUGAACCCAUUGCAAAGCAAUCAGAUCCCACAGGUACUGUGAGAAAGCAGAAAGCUAUUUGAAUGCAUUCACAAUGACGUCACUUACAAAGCAAACUCAAACCCUAUUGGCAUUAUCUAAACCCAAGAAGUACUCACUCUUGAAAAAUUCUCCUUUAUUUCAGGGGUGCAAUGAAAGUCAGUUUUAGCAUAUAAUAGCCCAAAAAAGAAAUUUAUUUAAUUCGACAAGCAGUAUUGAGAAUUAAUUGCUAUUUGUCAGUUAUUUUAUUGCCAGCUUUAUUGAUUCAUUGUAAUAAUGGUAGUAAUAACUUUACUUCAUCUGAUGAGCUUGAAAAAAAGCUUCAAACCACAUGAAUUUAUUACAAAUUUAAGCAAUUUGUUGUAUUUUACUUCUGUAAUAUGUGAUUUCCAAUAGCCUAGUCACAAAAUCCAAUAAGUAGCCCAACGCUAUCAGACACGCACAGCGUCACCUCCCAUGCAGGCACUUUAUCCCCUCGUGUGAGUAAGAGGGAAAUACAACUCUACACAAGGUGCCUUAGACUAGCUGCAGAAUGUGCACUGGUUAUAAUAAUAAACUAGAUAGUGCAGCACUUUUUUGCAUGUUAAAAGUGGUUACUCUUAACCCUUUAAGUCCCAAUAGUGCUCAAGAUUAGUUUUCUCCUAACGAUAUCCAUAGACUAUCAUGAGCAAAGUCUAUGAGAAUUAACAAAAUGAUCACAAAGAGAAAAAUAUUUGAUCUUUUACCAAAUUCUCUCAAAUAAUUCUUCAAGGAAAUGUAUGGAGACCAGUUUGGAGAAUUUGUAUGUGGAUAUUGGGACUUAAAGGGUUAAAUGUAUAAUAAUACCUCUUUCCUUUCAGUUCUGGAUCUGACGAUCAGAACCAUCUCAAAGCAGACAAAUGUGAAAGCUAUGGUAUGAAAAUGAACAUUAAAUAACUAUUAUUGAAUGAUUUUUUAAAAGGAAUUAAGUUAUUGAACUCAUGAAAAUAAUUUCUUAAUUUCAUUAUCAUAUAUGUACAAAAUGUAUAUCUGCUCACAUUAUAGACAGUACGUAGCAUUGAAGACCCAGAAAAGAACCCUAAAGCUGUGGACAACUGGAUUGACAGUAUCAGGUGUGAUCAUAAAUAUAUGUAAAUUAUACUAAUCUACCGUAAAAUUCCUAAAAUAGGCCUCGGGGCUUAUAUUUUUCAAAGACUCUUUUUGAGGGGCUUAUUUCUGGAGGGGCUUAUACUCGGAGGGGCUUAUCUGUAGAGGGAAAUUUGUGUUUCAAAAUCAAUAUUGGGCUAGCCUUAUAGUUGGAAGUAAAUUUACCGUUUUUGCUUUGUUUUAUUUGUAUUUGAGGGCAAUUUUCCAAGUACAAGCCCCCGGGGGCUUAUAUUUGGAGGGACCAUUUAAUAUCUAGGGUUUUUUGCGUUACCGGAUUGGGGGGCUUAUAUUUGGAGAGGCUUAUUACGGUAUCCCUUAAAUUGAUUACCAUAUGAAACAGUAGUGGUCAAUCCUAUUAUAUUAUUAUCUUAUGUUAUGUUAUGUUAUAGUUAAAACUUGCAUGAUUUGUAAAAUUGUAAGACCUAUAUUUUAAUGAAAUAAUGUAAUGGAUGUUAUUACAAAUGAGAAUUAUGAUAUAUUUCACAGGUGACACAUAACCAUUGUAGUUUAUGCACUGUUUAUUAAUUUUUGGCUUGUUUGCAGAGAACUUCAUCGGCAAAAACCUGCUCCUACAGUUCAUUAUCAGAGGUGAGGACUUCUAAAAGCAGAGAUUUUGUUUAAGAUUACUUUUAUUUUGCAGUUAAUUUUACAGGACUUAAAUAAAAUAAUACUGGGCUUAAAAGGUCUUUAAGUAAAUGGAAUUGUGCAUGGUAUGUGGUGGUUAAAGAUUAACUUCUUUCAGCCUGGGUGAAACACAUCUGCAUUUUUCACAAGCUAGUCUCCAGGACUACCACUGGAUUUCUGCAUUUUAAAGGAGACUCGCUGUCUUUGAAAACUUGGCAGCUCAGAUACAUGUACAUGUACAGGAAUGUGUGUAUAGUCUUGAACAAGUGCAUGCUGACAGAGCACUUCACAUCUGUAGUAUCCUCCAGUAGUCCUAGACUUUAAAAAAGUCUUUACUCCUAUUGAAUAUCAUGGCCUUGCUUGGCUGCCUCGUGGCCCAAAAAGCUCUUUCCACUCACUUUGCAGCUUUUCUGCUUCAAAAAUUCUUUUUGUGCUUUGAUCCACUUUAAAAAGUAAGGGAAGAGUAAAUGCAAAUCAAUUUAGCUAAUAACUUCAGCAAGGUUACUAAAUGAAAUGUAUGCCCAUAAUAGGGCUUUAUAGACAUGGUUUUUUCUUUCUCAUUUUAACAGAAACAUGCCAGAUAUUGAAUUUCUUAUGCAGGAGUGGCCAGCAGAAUUUGAAGAACUUUUGAAUCAGGUAGUUACUAGUAGCUUCAUCCUUCAGAGUGAGAUUUCCUUGCAAUCUGCUGGCAAAAAUUGACUUUGUGCAGAAGAAACAUGAUCCAAUUCCCAUCCAGGGUUAAAAGCUUUACUGAAGUUCUUUUCAUCUAUAAUAGGUUGGGCUUCCAACAGCUGAUCUGGAUGUUGAGUUAAAUCAGUAUGUUGACUUGGUCUGUGGUAAGUUGUAAUCAUGCAUUUGAGGGGUACUAGGGAUUAGGGGAACCUUAGUCUAGCUAUCACAAAUUACCAAUAUGAAACUACUUGUAUCAUUUACCCAGACCAGGGCCAUUGGAGAAGGGGAACACUCCCCUAUGUAAUGGCCAGUGCCAUAGGGUAUGUUUUUUAUUUUACUCAUGAAGGUAUCACCUUAAAUUAGUCACAAAUGACAUCAUAUUAUUGGAAUAUGGUCUCUUUUAUAGUUCAUAAUAAACCUUACCUACACCCAGAUUGGUGACUCUCUUUUAGGGCUUAACUCUAAUGUUAUUUUUGGACAACCAUUCCCAUCAUUUUCAUAGGAGAGUUCCCCCAGAUCUGAACUGGGUUAUAGAUUUUAACCAUUUUAAACUGAAAUAAGGCAAGCCUUAGUGCUCUCUGGAACCAGGGUCUGUAAUUCAGUAUACAUAUUGAAAACAGCAGCUUAGGUCUGAAGUAGGGUAGGGAAAGGCAGAUGCGUUGGUCUGAAAUGGGGUAAGGGUUUUAUCGAGUAUUCUCACCUCAAAGGUGGCAUGGGUGGCUAAAAACAUCUACCUUAUUCUCCUUAAUUUUUGCAGGUUCUUAAAUUCGCGAUUUUCGCGAUUUAAAAAAAUUCGCGAACUUAAAGACCCGCGAAAAAUAACGACCGCGAACUUUGAUUUCUCUAAAUUUAAUGGACAUAGAAAAAUCAUGUAUGUGUGUUUUCAAGGAAACUAAACAAUUUUUAACACAAAGUGUUAUUGCAAAGAGCUGUCAUCUAUCAACUUUAGAUGUUAAUCAGUGUCACGAUUCGCCUCAAGUUCUUCUUCGGCAUCUGAGUAAUCAUCUUCGCACAGUUCCUCCAACAAAUCCUUUGUAGAGUCGUCAAAUUGACCAUCCUGUCCCGGCUCUUUGUAGUGUGUAGUUACGAGUGUCUUAUAUCUUUCCAUUUUUGCCCUGUUCCUUGGUGUAUCAUCCAUUUCACAUAUCUCCUCAACAGGAAUUUCCAGACCUCCCUGAAUCAAUGGGGAUCGACGGUAGUUUUCAUCAGUAACUUUAAGAUGAACCAUCCCACCUCUCAAUAAGAAAAAGCGAGUAGCUCUAGAAAUCUCUCUGGGCAAAUGGCCUAUAAUCGAAUCGGCCAGGCGACCACGGAGCCGUUUGUUAGCUGCAAUUUAGUAUCGUAGAUAUCGUUUCCUUCGUGAGAACAUCUCAAAAGCUCCCCGACGAUGGGCUUCCAAAUUUCUUUGUAAACAUGGAAUCCACGAAAGCCACACAAAAAUGAAUUGGCCAUGUUAAAGCCUGCACCACCGUUGAUUAACGUACAAUUUUUGUAAAAAAGAAAAAGUAAAGUCACUUAAUCGUCAAUUUCGCGAAAUUAAAUUCCCUGCAAACACAAUUUUUCUCCGCGAUCGCGAAAUUAAAGACUCGCGAAAUGUGCCGAGAAAAUUUUCGUGAAAUUUAAGCCCCGCGAAAAUAAAGGAGAAUAAGGUAAGUCUUAGCACGUGUUGGUGAUAUGAAAAACUUGAAUCAACUGUCCAAGUAAAAUAAUUAAACAUUAAGUCAACAUUAUUAAAUAGAUGUAUAAAUUAGCAAGGCAAUGUCAUUCAUUUUAAGAAACAUAAAGACUAACAUCUCGUAUGAAUUAUUUCAGAUAAGAAGCCAGUAGACAAAGAUUAAUGUUCAACUGAAUUGUUUCUCAUUUAAAUUCUUUUUGACAGGUAUCCUCGACAUCCCUGUACAUAGCAACAGAAUCCACGCACUUCAUGUGCUGUUCACACUAUUCUCAGAAUUCAAGAACUCACAGGUAUCAUAAUAAUCCAUAAAUUUUAAGGACAGUCAAGCCUUACUUUUCUAUGACUUCAGAUUCACGUUUAUUUAUUUUGUUUUGUAUCUUUUUUCCCUUCACCAGCAUUUUAAUCAACUUGCCAAAGACAACCAACUGUCAAAUGACCUGCAACUGGAUGGUGGCAAUGACGAUCUUAAUAUUGGGGGUGUGGCGGCUGCUACAGAGCACAUGACUCUUAGUGGUGGAGAGGCACAGACAAUGAGCUUUGAUGACUAA